This is a messenger RNA of Panicum hallii, 784 nucleotides long. RefSeq names its product dirigent protein 2-like. The transcript has a single exon. Bases 122 to 637 code for a protein of 171 amino acids. Lineage: Eukaryota; Viridiplantae; Streptophyta; Magnoliopsida; Poales; Poaceae. The record is from RefSeq and is a predicted model, not a curated record.
UCCGACGGUCCUACUCCUACCACGUCCUCAUCUGAAACUCUUUCACUUCUCCUUCAUUCCUUCUUCAAACAUACGCACACAAUCCAUACAGGGAAGGAGUGUCAGGCUGAAGGCUGAAGCCAUGGCUGCUGCUCGGUGCUCUCCGGUGGUUCCCACGCUGCUACUCGCCAUCUGCGCCGCGGCGUCCGCCGCAGACCAAGAGCUGACCCACCUCCACUUCUACUUCCACGAGGUCGACGCCGGCGCGCCCAACGCCACCGUCGUCAACGUCGCCAGCCUGCACAGGAACGCGUCGACGUUCGGGGACCUGAACGUGUUCGACAACGCGCUGCGGGAGGGGCCGGACCCGGCGUCGCGGCUGAUCGGCAGGGCGCAGGGUGUCGCCGCGCAUGCGUCGCUGGACGAGUCCGGCGGGCUCACGGCCAUCGCCUUCUCCUUCUCCGACUACGGGGAGUACAGCGGCAGCACGCUGGCGACGCUGGGCCACCUCAGCGUGUCGGGCCCGUCGGAGCGCAGCAUCGUCGGCGGCACCGGCAGGCUCCGGUUCGCGCGCGGGUACAUGACCAGCAGGCUGCUCAGCUCCACGGCCACCUCCAUCGUCGUCGUCUUCGACAUGUACUUCACCCUGGCCCAUUGAUCCCCCAUCACACGAUCGUCCAUGCACUUGUGUGUUAGACUCGGACACGAUCGAAUCGAAAGGAAAAUGGGCACUUUGUUUCAGAUUUAUAUGUUUGUAGAACUCUGGUAAUUGUUUGAAUAAAAAACAUGUCGGCAUUUGUACUGA